Molecule: messenger RNA, 1709 nt
Organism: Ictalurus furcatus (blue catfish)
Lineage: Eukaryota; Metazoa; Chordata; Actinopteri; Siluriformes; Ictaluridae
Product: zinc finger protein with KRAB and SCAN domains 4-like
Exons: 3
Coding region: 942-1571 (209 amino acids)
Source: RefSeq, a predicted model, not a curated record
GUUGCCCUUUACCAGCGACGAGGAGAUUAUUGCGGGGCAUCUAAUCUUCCUUCUUGACCUGUCUCGGGAGUGCUGCAAUCUGAUAAGGCAGUGCCUGAAGAGAGUCCCUGAACAUCGGCCAACUUUCAAUAAAAUCCUGAGCCACAAGUGGUUUACGAAGGAGCUUCAGGACAAUGUUCAGACCCCACCUGGUGACUAGGAUCUGGUGAUCUGGUGACACCUUCAUAACACUUAAGAAUUUAUUUUGUGUGUGCGUGUGUAUAUAUAUUGUGGCGCCAGGCCAGUAGCCAGCGCACAGGAAACAAAGAUCGCGCCUCACGGGACUGCCGCAGUGGCGCAGAAGAGACAUCUCCGCUUCAGCGCCACCAAAUCUUUUGGACAUCCAGAUAGCACGUGGCGGCGGGUCGGGGCCGCCGACACACCCACGGCUCGUGAAUGGUGCACCGUAUGGAAGAAUUCCACCAUCCAGCAAGCGAGGGGAGAGUAUAAAAGGGCGAUAUUCCACUUGCAUAAAGAGAGCAGUAUCCCCGAGCAUGUGUGUGAAUUUCUGGCGUGUUUUAUGCAGUUUUGCCGACGCGUGCCUGUUUGCUAAUCGCUGUUGUAUGUUUUUUCAGGUGACUCUGACGCGAGUGACAGCUCCGCCCCGCCCCCUUGGCUGUAACCGCCGACGGCUGAGACCCUCACCACCCGAUCGCCCUUCAACCCACACACACACACCUACACACGCACCCACAUGCGCACCCCCGUUCACCGAUUAUCUUAAAUAAAUCCCCCAUAACAUUGAAACAGCCUCCUGUGUCUGUGCUCCGCCCACCGCUGGCUAAAAUCCCUACACUGGUGGAGGAUGCAGGCAUGAGCACAGACCCAGCCGUCUAAAAGUGUUUUUUUUCCCCUCUCUUUUCCCCAUUUUCCCUCUCCUCCAUUGGGGAUUGUUCACAAACAUGGAUCCCACGCUGCUGCACCUUCUGGAGGCCAGUAUUCAGCAGCAAACGGUGGCACAACAGCUCGCCCACAGCCUACAAGCGGUGACACAAGAGCUAGUGGCUCUGAGGACAGCGACUCCCGCAGCUGCUACGCACCUCCCUGAUGCUGGCCGUGAGGUCCGACGCCUGCUUCCCCCUCUAAAGCCCGAAGACGAUAUCGAGGCCUACCUCGAGACCUUUGAGAGCAUCGCCCGCCGCGAAGAGUGGGACCGCGAUGAGUGGCCACGCAUCCUCGGCCUGCUGCUUUCCGGGGAGGCGCGCACGGCCUAUUACUCCCUCUCUCCGGAGGAAGCGGCUGACUAUGGAGAGGUAAAGAGGGAGAUCCUGGCAUGGUGUGGGCGAAACCCGCUCCAGGCGGCGGCGGAGUUCCACCAGUGGCGCUACAGGCCGGGAAUCAAGCCACGUGGACAGAUGGACACCCUCCUGCGCCUCACCAAGAGGUGGCUCCAGCCUGCCAUGCACUCUGCCACCGAGGUUGUAGAGAUGGUGGCUGUGGACAGGUUCCUGAGGACCUUGCCACCCACAGAACGCCAGGCCGUGGGGAUGCGAGCCCCCGGGACAUCCAGGAAACUAUUGACCACCCUGUAACACACCCUGACCACCCUGGCACUCGGCAAAGAGGGACAGCACCAGCAAGGCCACCCAGACUACAGGGUGCCCCAGGACGAGCCCAGCCCGACCGAGCCAGACCAUGGGACACCGAAGAAGACCCAGAAAACCUGGCCG